GCUGUCAACUCGCGGCUUGGAAGGGCGGACAAUGAGCGGUUUCUGGAACACUUCCGCUAUACCAUUGUAGCUUCACAGCUGCUGAACGAGUACCUGGAUCAUGGAUCGCUACAUCCAGAUGCAAUGGUCCCUACGAAUGUGGACGGCGCCGCUGAGCAGCAUGAGGAUGCCGAACAUGGUCGUGUCAGUCUGUAUGGAGCGACUGCGGCCACUCUCGGCGCGAUGCUGGUUGCGCUGUUGAUUGAUCAGUUGGGCAAGAGUAGGCUUGGACAUUGGUUGAGUACGGGCAGAGCAAUGAUGGGGUUGGUUCUACUCUUGCUUGUCGGGUUCGUUGGGCACAGAUAUAACCGACGACGACGGCUACGAUGGCUUCGACAGCAGGCUGUGGAGGGUGUUUCCGCCCUGACGACCAGCUGGCAAGCAUUCGAGCUGGCCUGCACAUCCUCGCUCUCCUUCAUUCAAGAGGUCGAACUCGUCUCCAAGGGCUUCCGACUCAGCACACCUCUGCCACCUGCUUCACGCAUCGAAGGAUCCGGCGCAAGCAGACGAUGCAACAAGCUACGGCAUGUGCUGUACAAAGCAUACAGCAGCACGAUCCCGGCUUCCACAUCCGCCCUCAACACUCUCAUCCCUCUGGUCGACCAGGACGAUCUUGAAAGAUAUUACGAAGUCUACGACAUCAGCUUCGCCGACGCACGAGAAGCUCUCAACUCCACCACCUCCCUCUCCAUCCUCGAAGACGACCCGGAAUCCCUCAAAUCACUCCGCGUACUCAGCUACCGCUCCUCCAUCCUCCGCCGCAUCACCCUCUGCGCCCUCAUGUCCCUGGACGCAGACGGCGGACACCCAGACUUCCACCGCUGGCACACCACAACCUCCACCCUCUCCCUUCUCACUCCCCAAAUCUCCACCGCCGCCACCCGCCUCCGCCAAACCCUCACCGAAAUGGAAACCAUCACCGUGCCUCUCACUCCAACUCGCAAUCUCUCCUCGGGCACCUUGUCCCCGAACCUCCAACCCACCCGCGACAAAAUCCGCUCCCAAGUCCGCGGCAUCACGACCCUCGGAACCGGCAUCAGAGGUCUACACGCGAAAAUCCAAAUCCUCCGCGAAGAGACCUCCCACGCCAUCGACGCGUCUGAAGACCUCACCGAUCUCGGGCCGAGACUUCUCUCCCAAUACGACGCCAUCGGCGAAGACAUCCAAGACCUCCUCCGCGCGUGGGAAGCCGGCAAGAAAGCUCUCCAAACAUCCCUCUCCCGGCAAGAGAACCGCCUAUCCCUAGCGAGCAUGUCAAGCAGUAACGGCAUGCGCUCCCCCGUCUCCAGCCUCGGAGGCCUCACCGCCGUCGACGAAACCGAACCCCUAACCGCUUCAGGAGGUGGAGGACCAGACGACGCCCUCAACUCCCUCACCGGCGACCCCGCCUCCUUCAAGCAACCCUUCCCCGUCCCGAAAAAAGUCUCCGGCGGAGGAGGAGGACUGCUCUACGAAGCCGUGGCUCUCACUCCUUCUUCGACGAUGAGGAGACAGCGACAGAGGAGUUUGGCCAUGACGAGGGAAGAGAGGAUCGCGAGGAUGAAUGAGGAGAGGGAACGGCAGGCGAGCGUGAAGAUGUUGAGGGAGGCGAAUACGAGUAUGUUGAGGGAGUUGGAGAGUGUGAUUCGGUUGAGGGAGAAA
Molecule: messenger RNA, 1680 nt
Organism: Zymoseptoria tritici IPO323
Lineage: Eukaryota; Fungi; Ascomycota; Dothideomycetes; Mycosphaerellales; Mycosphaerellaceae
Exons: 2
Biological process (GO): cell-cell adhesion
Cellular component (GO): plasma membrane
Molecular function (GO): myosin binding
Source: RefSeq, a predicted model, not a curated record